AUGCGGCGCGCUGCGUUCUGUCAUUUGGUACAUUGCGUUCGUGUGCGUUCAAGUAGUGUCUCCGUUUUGAAUGGGCAUCAUUUUUGCGGAAUCGCAUUUUUUUGCCGUAUCCAUGGGCUGACAUUGCCGAUCGCAACGGCGGUUCCGGCACUGAGGACAGCCGUCCGCGCUUUUCAUCAUCCGAAUCGACCGAUGUUCGGGCCCUCUCCGUCAGUUGGCACCGACCGAAAAGGAAAGCGUAACGCCAAGCCCACGCAGCGGAAGGAUCAGGAACAGUGGGAACCCUCCAAAAAGCCUGAUAUUGUAGGGGGUUCUGUAGUGACGGAUGAGGAUUCUAAUAAAAUACCAAUUUACAGAGUGAUGGGGCACGUGCUACACCAUUUGUGGCCGGCUGGGAAGCCGGGGUAUCGUGCACUGGUAGUUGCCAGCGUAACGUGUGUCGUCCUGGCCAAGGUGCUGAAGGUGGCAGUGCCAUUUUGGUUCAAGACGAUUAUAGAUGUGCUCACAAAUAGUACUGAGGUUGGCGCUUGUGUCACAACGGUGACAGAAGCAUUGCAUUUGGGUGUGUUCGGUCUGGUAGUUGCGUAUGGCAUCAGUAGGUUGUUAAGCUCUUUCACUGAGGAAAUGAAGUCUGCUUUGUUCGCUCCCGUUGGCUGUCAUGCAUCAACAACGAUUGCAAUGGAACUCUUCGCAAAAUUACACUCCCUUGACUUACAGUACCAUCUUGGUCGGGAGACGGGUGUUCUAAGCAAGGAUCUUGAUCGCGGCAGCCGUGCGUUUUGGUCCCUUGCGCAUGCGCUUUUGUUUAUGGUGAUUCCCACAGCAUUUGAAGUGGUGUUGGUUUGCACAGUCAUGAAGAGUUGUGCGGGAACCCCUUUUAUCUUAACAGCAUUUUCUGCGGUUGUGUUGUACAUUGGGUGGACAUACGUUGUAUCUAAUUGGCGUGCUGAGUACCGGGCGCGCUUCAACAAGGGAGACAGCCGCGUAGGAGGGCUAACCGUGGACUCCCUUCUUAAUUACGAAACGGUAAAGUACUUCGGCCGCGAAAGUUAUGAGGAGUCGCGCCUUCGGCGCGAGACGGCGGACAUGAAUCAUCAGCUCAUGCGGCUGGAUCAGUCUAUGUCGCUCUUGAAUUUUGGUCAGCAUGCGAUAUUUGUCUUAGCUGCUCUGGUCUCAUUGUACCUUUCCACAUGUGGUGUGCUCGCGGGUUCGAUGACUGUGGGCGAUUUGGUAUUGGUGGACGCCUUGCUCAUGCAACUUUAUACUCCGCUAAGUUUCCUGGGUAUGAUUUACAGAGAUAUACAGGCAUCUACACAGAAUAUGCAAGCAAUGAUCGCCCUCCUCGACGUGCAAAACAGUGUGAAGCAGAAGGCAAAUGCGAAGGCGCUAGAGUUAGUAAGUGGUACCAUUGAGUUGCGAGACGUGUGUUUCGCUUUCAAAACCGGCGGCGAUGAUCGAUUCGUCUUGCGUAACCUCUCACUUGCCAUACCUGGUGGAAGCACUGUUGCCUUCGUCGGCCCCUCCGGAAGUGGAAAAAGUACUAUUUUCCGCUUGAUUUAUCGUUUCUACGACCCGCUUUCGGGGUCCGUUCUCAUCGACGGGCAGCCAUUGACGGAUUUGCAAAUACCGAGCUUUCGUGAGUCUAUCGGUGUAAUACCGCAAGAUACGGUACUUUUUAAUGAAUCAUUGCGGUACAACAUCUGUUAUGGCAGGCCGGACGCUACGGAGGAGGAGAUGAUAAGGGCCGCAAAGGUGGCUUGUAUACAUGACAGCAUAAUGAACAUGAGUGAUAAAUACGAUACGGUUGUGGGGGAACGGGGGCUAAAACUUUCCGGUGGUGAGAAGCAACGGAUAGCUAUCGCGCGUGUUGUUCUCAGCAAUCCGCCAAUCCUACUGGCAGACGAGGCUACUGCGGCUCUGGACAGCGUAACGGAAAUGCAUGUGAUGCAGCAACUGCGUGACGCUGGUGGGAAGAGACGCACCCUCAUACUUAUAGCACAUCGGCUCACAAGCAUCAUGAGUGCUGACAAAAUUUUCGUGCUUGACGGGAAAGGGUCCCUGAGUGAGAGCGGCACCCACGAGGAGCUGCUACAGAGAGGCGGUUUGUAUAGCGAGCUUUGGUCUAAGCAACUCCAUGAUGCACAUCGUGCUGAGGAGUAG
Molecule: messenger RNA, 2160 nt
Organism: Trypanosoma brucei brucei TREU927
Lineage: Eukaryota; Euglenozoa; Kinetoplastea; Trypanosomatida; Trypanosomatidae
Product: ABC transporter, putative
Exons: 1
Coding region: 1-2160 (719 amino acids)
Biological process (GO): transmembrane transport
Cellular component (GO): membrane
Molecular function (GO): ATP hydrolysis activity; ATP binding; ABC-type transporter activity
Source: RefSeq, a predicted model, not a curated record